Messenger RNA from Prunus armeniaca (apricot), 645 nucleotides. NCBI's taxonomy places the organism in Eukaryota, Viridiplantae, Streptophyta, Magnoliopsida, Rosales, Rosaceae. The record is from the annotation of a GenBank genome assembly.
AUGGGCUUUCAUGGCUGGCUCAACAAUGAAACUAGAGAAAAUAGCAGGUCUUGUAAAUUCUGCUCAGAACCUGCUGGUUACUGUGAUUUUGCAGAGGCCCCAUUUGGGGAGAGGAAGAGGUUGGUUGACAUUAGAAACUCAGUGAAGGAAGUUGAGAACAUGUUCAUGGUUUUACAGAGAAUGGGUUCUUGGCAGCGGAUGGACAGGCAUGCGGCCUUCACCAAUUUGGAAGAAAGCAGAGUAAAUCUAUCAGCAAAGGUGGCAGAACAUAAAGGAAGGGCACUUGAUGUGGUGACAGAAUUGAAAGCAUGUUUUGGCAACGAAAACAAUGUCCCUUUCAAUUGGGAUUUUAAAGAGAGAUUGAAAGAAAAAGCUGAACCUGCUGCUCACAGCAGAAGGCUUCUCACUGAUUGCAUUAGAAAGUUGUUCAUCUCAAGGAAGUGGCAGAGAGUUGGUUUUGCUGUGAAACUGGUCAUGGUGUCUGCUAGCAUUUUCUCUCUAAUGGCAGCUUAUCAUACCAGGCAAUUACUAUACAACAGCUCUAGAAAAUUGAUCCCAUUUGUUGUUUCCAAAGACGCAGGAAAAUUUGCCAGUCUACUAACCAUCUCAAAGAGCCCUCUUGAUGUCUUUUGUGGCAGGGGAUGA